Messenger RNA from Malania oleifera, 1948 nucleotides. RefSeq names its product pre-mRNA splicing factor SR-like 1. The coding region runs from base 244 to 1581 and encodes 445 amino acids. Gene Ontology annotation, cellular component: precatalytic spliceosome. The transcript has 5 exons. NCBI's taxonomy places the organism in Eukaryota, Viridiplantae, Streptophyta, Magnoliopsida, Santalales, Ximeniaceae. The record is from RefSeq and is a predicted model, not a curated record.
GCACAAUUUAUCACUCUUUAGUUUUAUUUUGUUUUUCUAGGGUUUAUACGCGGCCUCCCAACCAGCUCCUACCAUCCCGCUCACGCUCAUACUCGUUUAUCCGUAUUGAUUUGCUACAGAUCUCGCUGCGAAUUCGGGAUAUUUCUAUCUCUUUCCAGGAUGGAGUUGUGACACUUCGUCACACUGUAUAAUUUUGAAGUUUUGGUUCAUAAAUUUGUGCUUGUGCAUAUUUGAUGAUCCAUUAUGGAGAUACAAACUUCAGGCAAACCAAUUGAUUCACUGUUAGAAAAGGUUCUUUGCAUGAACAUUCUUUCAUCAGAUUACUUCAAAGAGCUUUACAGAUUGAAGACAUACCAUGAAGUGAUUGAUGAGAUUUACCUUCAAGUUGAUCAUGUGGAACCAUGGAUGUCUGGAAACUGCCGGGGUCCGUCAACGGCAUUUUGUCUUCUGUACAAGUUCUUUACAAUGAAGCUCACUGUCAAGCAAAUGCAUGGGCUAUUGAAGCACCCAGAUUCUCCUUAUAUCAGAGCUGUUGGUUUUUUGUACUUGAGAUAUGCUGCUGAUCCGAAGACUUUGUGGAACUGGUUCGAACCAUAUGUGAAAGAUGAAGAGGAACUAUCUCCUGAUUCUGCUCAUCGUGUGAAUACCACCAUGGGUGUUUAUGUUCGCGAUUUACUUCUUGGACAGUAUUACUUUGAUACUCUUUUUCCCCGCAUCCCUGUUCCUGUGUUGCGGCAGAUUAUAACGAACCUUGAGAAGAUGAAGCUUCCUGGGAAACAUUCUGGUGUUACUGGUGAUUCUACCCGUCACGGAUCUGAUGAUACUGCUCGUCGGCCACCUUCUGUGAAAGCUGCCCUUUCGGUCUCCUUUGGACAGCGUGCUCCCCAUCGUGCAUCAACCAGGGAUUCAUCUCCUGUUCGCCGGACCAUACCACCACCGCCCUAUGAUAGAAACAGUAGUGAUGAUUUACGAAGAUCUCCCGGCAGCCGUCGCAGCCAGAGUCGUGAUUUGUCUGAUCGAGAAUAUUCAGACAGGGAGAGGGGGAGGGAUCGUGAUCGUGAUCAGGAUAGAGGAAGAGACAGAGAUCGGGAAAGGGACAGAGAUCGAGACAGGGACAGGGACAGAGACCGGGACAGGGACAGGGAUAGGGAUAGGGAUAGGGAUAGAGACCGGGACAGGGACAGGGACAGGGACAGGGACAGAGAGAGAGACAGGGACAGAGGAAGGGAGAGGGAGCGAGAUAGGGAAAGAGACUGGAGGCAUGAUUAUGAUAGAAGGUCCAAGUAUGCUGAGAGAGACAGUAGCAGAAGGGAUUACGGGAGGAGUAGGAGUCGAAGCCGUAGUAGGAGCAGAAGCAGAAGUAAGAGCUUGCAACCUUAUAGUGCACGUAAUGAUCGCCUGAGCCCUCGCAAGGAAGAGAGCAAGGAGAAGACAUCUGCAUCUAGCAAUCUGGCCAAACUUAGAGAUAUGUAUGGUGAUCUGAGCGAUCAAAAAGGGGGUGGUAGUGGCUCCGAAAGGCUCCCAACUAGGGAUAAUGGUGGUGAAGAGGUGAUUAGACUCGGUGGUUCUACAUGGAAGUAGGAAAAAAAUAAAAAAAGAUGAGGUCUCUCAUGCUUGGAUAACGUUUCUGAACCGAGUUAUAGAGCACCGCAGCCAGCCUGCCCAACUUGUUGCCUCUUCGUCAGUUUCAUUUUUUUAACGUUAUGGGUUCGUCAAGGGGGAUGUGAUGAAUGGAUGGACUCCCCAUUGCAUGUAAUGUAUUGGCAAGGCAAGGCUGCAUUCGUGUAUACUGUAGUUUGUUACUAAGGUACUUUUCUUGUUUGAUAUAAUUCCAUUUAGGGGGCGUGUUAUUGUUCCAAUUGUUUCAGUUGAGAGGACGUAUCUAUAAACUGAUUUAAUGUCGACUAAUAUUUUGCUGAUAACAGUGAUAUAGCCAUUCAACUCUCAA